UUCAACUUUCAACUUCCAAAAGUGUUUGUUUGCUGAGAUCAGAAACUAAAAUGGCGGAGAUCGGGAAGACGGUACUAGAUUCCGGCUGGCUAGCGGCGAGAUCCACGGAGAUCGAUGACGACGGCGUCCAGCUCACUACCACCAAUCCACCGUCCCUCGGUUCCCAAUCUCGAUGGAUGGAAGCCGUCGUCCCUGGAACUGUUUUGGGCACACUGGUGAUGAACAAAUCUGUUCCAGAUCCAUUCUAUGGACUAGAAAAUGAAGCUAUUACGGAUAUUGCCGACUCCGGAAGGGACUACUACACAUUCUGGUUCUUCACCCAAUUCCAGUGCAAAAGGUUGUUGAAUCAACACGUGCAUCUGAAUUUCCGUGCCAUCAACUACUCUGCGGAAGUGUAUGUGAAUGGCCACAAGACAGUGCUUCCCAAAGGGAUGUUUCGCAGACAUACACUUGACGUUACUGAUAUUCUGCAUCCCGAGAACAAUUUACUUGCUGUUAUUGUUCAUCCCCCAGACCAUCCUGGGACUAUACCUCCCGAGGGUGGGCAAGGUGGUGAUCACGAGAUUGGGAAGGAUGUAGCUGCACAGUAUGUGGAAGGUUGGGACUGGAUUUGUCCAAUUAGGGAUCGGAAUACCGGCAUAUGGGAUGAAGUGUCAAUAUCUGUUACUGGGCCUGUAAGAAUAAUUGAUCCUCAUUUGGUCUCAACCUUCUUUGACGAUUACAAAAGGGCUUACUUGCAUGUGACUGCUGAACUGGAAAACAAAAGUACAUGGAAUGCUGACUGUUCUGUAAAGAUUCAAAUAACAUCUGAACUCGAAAACGGUUUUUGUUUAGUAGAGCAUCUACAGACAGAGAAUGUCUUAAUACCUGCUCAAGGACGUAUUCAGCACACAUUUAACCCGCUCUUUUUCUACAAACCUGAACUGUGGUGGCCCAACGGGAUGGGAAAGCAAAUCCUUUAUGACGUCUUGAUCACUGUCGUUGUGAAAGAAUUUGGGGAAUCUGAUUCGUGGAUGCAGCCAUUUGGUUUCCGUAAGAUUGAGAGUGAUAUUGAUACUGUCACUGGUGGAAGGCUGUUCAAGAUCAACGGAGAGCCGAUAUUCAUCCGUGGUGGCAAUUGGAUUCUAUCAGAUGGGCUCUUACGCCUCUCUAAAGAACGUUACAGAACGGACAUAAAGUUCCAUGCAGAUAUGAACAUGAACAUGAUACGUUGCUGGGGUGGUGGGCUGGCUGAAAGACCAGACUUUUAUCACUUUUGUGAUAUCUAUGGUUUGUUGGUCUGGCAAGAGUUUUGGAUCACUGGAGAUGUUGAUGGAAGAGGUGUUCCAGUAUCAAAUCCUAACGGACCACUAGACCAUGACUUAUUCCUUUUAUGUGCACGUGAUACUGUCAAACUUUUGAGAAACCAUCCAAGCCUGGCUCUUUGGGUUGGUGGAAACGAACAAGUUCCACCAAAAGACAUAAACGAGGCUCUAAAGCAAGACCUGACGCUUCACCCUUAUUUCAAAACCCAAUGGCUAUCAGACCAGGAUUCAGAUCCUAGUGUUUUUCUUGAUGGUACUAGAGUUUAUAUCCAAGGAUCUAUGUGGGACGGCUUUGCAGAUGGAAAGGGAAACUUCACUGACGGGCCUUAUGAGAUUCAAUACCCUGAAGAUUUCUUUAAAGACACAUUUUAUAAGUUUGGGUUCAAUCCGGAGGUCGGUUCGGUUGGAAUGCCAGUUGCGGAUACGAUAAGAGCAACAAUGCCUCAAGAAGGUUGGGAGAUUCCUCUGUUCAAGAAGGGUUCAGACGGGUUUGUGGAAGAAGUGCCGAAUCGAAUGUGGGAUUACCACAAGUACAUUCCUUAUUCUAAGCCUGGAAAAGUUCAUGACCAGAUUCUUAUAAGAUUAGCCAACUUUCUGAUGUAUUAUGACUUGUUGUUUCUUUCUCUGUAACAGGCUCAAUUGGUGAACUACAUUCAGUACAGAGCUCUAUUCGAGGGCUGGAGUUCGCGAAUGUGGACAAAGUACACAGGUGUCUUGAUAUGGAAGAACCAAAAUCCAUGGACUGGUCUCAGAGGUCAAUUCUACGAUCAUCUUCUCGACCAAACAGCCAGUUUCUAUGGCUGCCGUUCUGCUGCAGAGCCAGUCCACGUCCAAUUGAACCUGGCAAGUUACUUCGUUGAGAUUGUAAACACGACUUCUAAAGAAAUAUCGGACGUGGAGAUAGAGGCAUCGGUAUGGGACCUAGACGGCAACUGCCCAUACACCAAAGUGUUCAACAAAGUCUCUGCACCGCCAAAGAAAGUUGUGCAGAUAUCGGAAUUCAAGUACCCGAAAUCAGAAAACCCAAAGCCUGUGUAUUUCCUUCUUCUCAAACUGUACCAUGUCUCAGACAAAACGGUUAUAUCCCGGAACUUCUACUGGCUACAUCUGCCUGGGCAAGAUUACACGCUCUUGGAGCCGUUCAGAAAAAAGCAAAUACCUCUCAAGAUCACUUGCAGUUCAGUUAUGGUCGGUCCAAAGUAUGAGCUGGAGAUCAAUGUCCACAAUACAUCUAGAGCUGGCUUAGCCAAAAACGCUCUUCAAGACGAUGGAAAACGCGACCCGGGUUUGCUCCAGAAGCUCUUUACUAGAUGUGUAGUUUCUGCAGAUAGCAACCGCGGUUUGAAAGUGGUGGAAAUGGAGGGAUCUGAUCUAGGGGUUGCUUUCUUCCUCCGUUUCUCAGUCCAUAAUGCAGAGACGGAGAAACAAGACACGAGGAUUCUGCCUGUACACUACUCAGACAACUAUUUCUCACUAGUUCCAGGUGAAUCAAUGUCAUUUAAGAUCUCAUUUGCAGUUCCUAAAGGCAUGAAGAAGUCUCCUCGUGUUAUGCUUAGAGGAUGGAACUACCCUGAUGGGUUUACUGUUUUCGGUUAAGACAAGUUACGUUUCGUGUUUACUUAGUAAUAUAAUUACAUACUGCGUGCGAACUCAAACCUUUCAAUAUAAAUGAAACAUGCACAGGGUUUU
Molecule: messenger RNA, 2993 nt
Organism: Eutrema salsugineum
Lineage: Eukaryota; Viridiplantae; Streptophyta; Magnoliopsida; Brassicales; Brassicaceae
Product: mannosylglycoprotein endo-beta-mannosidase
Exons: 11
Biological process (GO): carbohydrate metabolic process
Molecular function (GO): hydrolase activity, hydrolyzing O-glycosyl compounds
Source: RefSeq, a predicted model, not a curated record